Molecule: messenger RNA, 300 nt
Organism: Fraxinus pennsylvanica
Lineage: Eukaryota; Viridiplantae; Streptophyta; Magnoliopsida; Lamiales; Oleaceae
Source: the annotation of a GenBank genome assembly
AUGACAUUAUCUCUGCAGGAAGAAUUACUGAUCCCACAUAUGCCUGAGAGCAACUAUAACUAUGAUCCUCCCAUACCCACAAGUAGAUUAGAGAGGCUCUUGAGAGAAAGAGAACUAAGAAGGUUCCCUCGGUCUUUUCGUUUUAAUGAAGAUUUAAGAGACAACAACGGAAAGGUGGAUACUUUUGGAAAUGGAUAUUACCCAUCUGGUGGUGAUAAGGGAGUUCGAGAAGAUAAUUUAUUUGAACAGAUUGCUACAUCAAAAUCCCUGAAUGAUGGCUUAGAGAGAUCAGAUGAUUGA